Anoplophora glabripennis (Asian longhorned beetle) is the source of this 1399-nucleotide messenger RNA. RefSeq names its product arrestin domain-containing protein 17 (gene Vdup1). The record is from RefSeq and is a predicted model, not a curated record. Bases 110 to 1126 code for a protein of 338 amino acids. NCBI's taxonomy places the organism in Eukaryota, Metazoa, Arthropoda, Insecta, Coleoptera, Cerambycidae. The transcript is spliced from 6 exons. Gene Ontology annotation, cellular component: cytoplasm. Gene Ontology annotation, biological process: protein transport.
CCGCCGCGCGACCAGUUUGGUUAUGGUGAAGAAGUGAAGCUAAAGUGUUAUUGAAUUAAAAACGUAUUGGUGUUCUACAAAUACAAAUGUUCUGUAAACAAACCGGAAAAUGCCUCGAAAAUUACUGAAAUUCCUGAUAUUAUUCGAUAAUACGUCGUUACUUUACUUUCCUGGACAAUUUUUAUCUGGGAGAGUCCUCAUUGAACUUCAAGAUGACACACCUGCACUCGGACUCCACUUCCACGUCGUUGGAGAAGGGGUAGUUCGAGUACGCACCCCUCGCCAAGAGAGGGUGUACGACAGAGAAAAUUACAUAGAUUUUAGAAUGAGACUGCUCGGAGAGCCAGGUCAAGGGCCGUCGGUACUAUCUCCAGGAAUUCACAGCUUCCCGUUCAAACUAGGUUUGCCAUUAGGUUUACCAUCGACAUUUCUAGGGAAACAUGGUUGGGUUCAAUAUUACUGUAAAACAGCCCUCAGGGAACCCAACGGUCUCACCCACAAAAAUCAGCAAGUGUUUAUUGUAAUGAACCCCAUCGAUUUAAAUUUAGAACCAGCAAUACUAGGAAACAUUUCGGGACAGGAAACGUUUAGGUGUGAAGUUGAACAUAAAUUUGGAGUAAGUUGUGUUGGGUCUGGCGCAGUUGUAUGCAAAGUUACCUUAGACAGAGGAGGAUACGUACCUGGAGAAAGUAUAGGAGUAUCGGCCAGUGUUUGUAACAGAAGCAGGGUUACAAUAAAAAGUACCAGAGCCGCUUUAACAGAAAGCAUAACGUAUAUGGCUAGAGGAAAAGUAGUCCAGUCAGAGAAGAGAGAGUUGGCCUCACUUUCUAGAGGAAAAAUCAGACCUGGAGAAAAGGACGAAUGGGACAAUGAACAACUUUACAUUCCCCCAUUACCACCAACAAAUCUUAGAGGGUGUCACUUAAUUAAAAUUCAGUAUGAUGUAUUUUUCAUUGUUGAACCUAAGAGUCUCCAGAAAGAAGUGAAGUUACAACUACCUAUAAUGAUGGCAACAUAUCCAUUACGAUCUGACGAUGACAACAGUGCUUAUAAAUCUGGAACCCAUUAUCCUUCUACACUGCCUAUUUUUAGACCGUGGUUAGAAGAUAAACCUGCUCAAGAGUGAUCAAUAUUAUAAUCUACGUAUUAUUGUUGUAUGAAUUACACACUUAUAGUAUCUACUAAUCGAAUAUGAUCAUUUAUUGAACUGUAAUGUAUGCGUUGUAUGAUUACUGAUAAGUCACAUACACAUCGAAAGGAUAUUUAUUCCUAUAUUGAACUGGUGCUGAAAUUGGUGCCGUGAUAUUGAUACUGCCAUAACCAAUAAAAAGUACUAGUGUUUUAUAUUAUUUUUUAUUGUACAUAACUAAUAUAAUUGUAAUAAACGUAUGUUGAUAUU